UGCUCUAAUCAGAUAGGAAUAAUAUCCCCCGACAGCCCCUCACCUUUUCCAAAAAGCAAAGGACUCACCCGCCGUUUAUCUCUCCCAUAAGGGCAAAUUCGUCCCAUCAGUUUCAACUCCUUUUCUCCCUCUCUCUCUCUCUCUCGCCACCUUCACUCUCUCUUUACGCCUUCCCUCCACCACCGCCACCCUCCUCGCCGGCGGAGCACCCCUCCCCCACCAUUUCUCCCUCCAACAACUAAAAAAAAAUUACAAAAAAAAACAUCACCAAUCAUGCCGAGGCCAACUCCAAGCCAAAACACGCCGCUUCUCCGCGGCCCGCCCCCUGCCCGGCCGGCGAGAGUGAAACUUCGGACCCUGCUCCGCGUGGCGUCGGUCUCGUGCGGAAUUCAGUUCGGGUGGGCGCUGCAGCUGUCGCUAUUGACGCCCUACGUGCAGGAGCUGGGGAUACCGCACGCGUGGGCCAGCAUCAUCUGGCUCUGCGGCCCGAUCUCCGGCCUCUUCGUGCAGCCGCUCGUCGGCCAGUUCAGCGACCGCUGCACCAGCCGCUUCGGCCGCCGCCGCCCCUUCAUAGUCGCCGGCGCCCUCUCCAUCGUCUUCUCCGUCCUCGUCAUCGGCUUCGCCGCCGACAUCGGCUGGUGGCUCGGCGAUCGCGCCGAUACCGGCGAGGUCAAAAUUAGGGCGGUGGCGGCGUUCGUCAUCGGUUUCUGGAUUCUCGACGUCGCUAAUAAUAUGACUCAGGGCCCCUGCCGCGCUCUCCUCGCUGACCUAACCGGAAAGGAUCACAGGAGAACUCGUGUUGCAAAUGCGUAUUUCUCCCUAUUUAUGGCUAUUGGCAAUAUACUUGGAUAUGCGGCUGGUUCCUUCAGUGGCUGGUUCAAGAUAUUCCCUUUUACACUCACUUCAGCUUGCAACGUCAGCUGUGCUAAUCUGAAGGCAGCAUUCAUUAUUGAUGUUAUAUUUAUUGUAGUAACUACAUGCAUAAGCCUGACAGCUGCUCAAGAACAGCCCUUGUCGUCUCUCAAUGGCUCUGCGCAAGAAGGUUCUCACGAGCGUGAAGCUUUACUCUGGGAACUCUUUGGAACAUUUAGAUAUCUACCUGGUACUGUUUGGGUCAUCCUUCUUGUUACUGCUCUAACCUGGAUCGGGUGGUUUCCAUUUAUUCUUUUCGAUACGGAUUGGAUGGGUCGUGAGAUAUAUGGUGGGGAGCCUAAUGAUGGGAAGAAUUAUGACCAGGGAGUUAGAAUGGGUUCGCUUGGCUUGAUGUUGAACUCAGUGGUCCUUGGGAUAACAUCUGUGUUUAUGGAAAAGCUUUGCCGUAGAUGGGGUGCCGGAUUCACAUGGGGACUUUCAAACGUCCUCAUGGCUCUUAUAUUUGUUGCAAUGCUUAUCAUCGGUGCCAUCAGGAGUAAUAUGGAUCUCAACGGUGGUCUUCCUCCAGAUGGUAUUGUGGUAGCUGCCCUACUAGCUUUUACAUUUCUUGGUGCUCCGUUGGCAAUGACAUAUAGUGUUCCAUAUGCAUUGGUAUCUGCACGAAUUGAAGCACUAGGCCUUGGUCAAGGGUUAUCCAUGGGUGUUCUGAACAUGGCAAUUGUAAUCCCACAGAUGGUUGUGUCCCUGGGAUCCGGUCCAUGGGAUCAACUCUUUGGUGGCGGCAACGCCCCAGCCAUAGCUGUUGGAGCCAUCGCUGCAUUAACUGGAGGGCUUAUAGCAAUCUUGGCGAUUCCCAGAACAAGAGUUGAAAAACCGAGGAUCCACCUCUAGGUAUCAGCCACUCUCGAGUUUAGAACGUGUUCUGGUUUUGAAUGAUUCUGCAGAUGCGAAUGCAUGGUUUUGGAUUCAUACUGUAUAGGAGACAUGUCUUACACUUUGUCUAAGAAUCGGAUGAUCUACCGUGGAUUCAAGAAAUAGCUUCUGCAGAAAAUGCCCUUAGGGGUAUGGGUGAAGCUUCUACCGUAGCGAGCACUGAACACUCUUAUUUGGAUUUACGUUUCCCACGUUUUGAAUUAUGAAGGCACAGAGGGACACUCGUAUUAGUGAAGUUUUGUUGCCGUGUAACAUAUAUAUAUAUAUAUGUCUGGCGAGACCGGUAUCAGAACAUCAUUGUUCUUAGCCUCGACCGAUGUAAAUAGCAGCCGAGGAACCUGGUGUCGUUGGAGUACAGAACUGAAUAUGUAAUUGUGAAGAAUAAAUUUCUUCAGUGAUCUCCUUAUUAUGUUCAUGUCUUUGGUGUUUAUGGAGAAGUCGUGUGUUUGAUGUUAUUACCAUGGCUGCAAUUGUAGUCAGUGAAUAAAGAGGAGUAAAAUGUGUGAUGUAUGAUCCAGAAUUGCAAUAAAAUAUGAUUUGUGUAGGGUUUUAUUGGAA
Messenger RNA from Salvia splendens (bonfire salvia), 2364 nucleotides. Its product is annotated as sucrose transport protein SUC4. The coding region runs from base 274 to 1764 and encodes 496 amino acids. Gene Ontology annotation, molecular function: sucrose:proton symporter activity. The transcript has 5 exons. Gene Ontology annotation, cellular component: plasma membrane; vacuole. NCBI's taxonomy places the organism in Eukaryota, Viridiplantae, Streptophyta, Magnoliopsida, Lamiales, Lamiaceae. The record is from RefSeq and is a predicted model, not a curated record. Gene Ontology annotation, biological process: sucrose transport; transmembrane transport.